This is a messenger RNA of Blastomyces gilchristii SLH14081, 1542 nucleotides long. Its product is annotated as aspartyl aminopeptidase. Gene Ontology annotation, biological process: proteolysis. The record is from RefSeq and is a predicted model, not a curated record. Gene Ontology annotation, cellular component: fungal-type vacuole. NCBI's taxonomy places the organism in Eukaryota, Fungi, Ascomycota, Eurotiomycetes, Onygenales, Ajellomycetaceae. Gene Ontology annotation, molecular function: metalloaminopeptidase activity; zinc ion binding. Bases 1 to 1542 code for a protein of 513 amino acids. The transcript has a single exon.
AUGACCCGCCGUUUCCUGCGUGCGUCUAAUUCCAGCGCACUUUCGCAGGCCACCACCACCCAGCUCCCACAUCGACCUACCCAACCCCAAGAACCGACAGAUAAGCAUGCUGGUUCAAAACCUUCACCGGCCUCCCCAGAAUCCUAUGCCCAACCCUUCUGCGACUUCAUGACGGCCAAUCCAACCAUAUACCAUGCCGUUGCCAGCUUCUGCUCCCAGCUCGACGACCACGGUUUCACCCGCUUGUCAGAACGCGACGUCUGGUCCUCCAUCCUCAAACGCGGCGGGAAAUACUACUGCUCUCGUAACGGCAGCUCCUUGAUAGCCUUUACCAUCGGUUCCGACUAUGAGAGCGGCAAUGGCUUUGGAAUCGUUGCGGGGCACGUUGAUGCCUUGUGCGCGAAACUGAAACCUGUUUCCAAACUGGGGAACAAGGCGGGCUUUGUGCAGUUGGGCGUUGCGCCGUAUGCAGGCUCGUUGAGCUCGACAUGGUGGGAUCGUGAUUUGGGGAUUGGCGGGCGCGUUCUUGUUCGCGAUGCACAGAAUGGUGUAGUGGAGUCGAGGCUGGUGAAGUUGGACUGGCCCAUUGCGAGAAUCCCGACGCUUGCCGUGCACUUUGGGACACCAUCCCAGGGCCCCUUUAAUAAGGAGACGCAGGCGGUGCCAAUUAUUGGGGUGGAUAAUUCUGAUCUAUUUGGGAACCAGCAGGGUGGUGCCCAUGUAGAUGACGGGAUUAAACAAGGCACUUUUGCGGCAACUCAGCCGCCGAAACUGAUCAAAGCUAUUGCUAAGCAGUUGGGCGUUUCUGAUUUAAGCACCAUCGUCAACUGGGAGCUUGAGUUAUUCGAUACCCAAGCCGCCCAGGUUGGCGGGCUAGAUAAAGAGUUCAUAUUCGCUGGCCGCAUUGAUGACAAACUGUGUUGCUAUAGUGCCCAGGAGGCACUUUUAGCUUCCCCAGCCAGUGCAUCCUCUGGAAUCGUCAAGAUGGUGGGCAUGUUUGACGCAGAGGAAAUAGGUAGUCUGCUGCGCCAGGGUGCUCGGUCAAACUACAUGAGUAGCGUCAUGGAGCGGAUCACAGAAGCGUUCGCACCCUCAUACGGCCCCAAUGUGCUCUCACAGACAGUUGCAAAUAGCUUUCUUCUUUCCUCUGACGUUAUCCACGCUGUGAACCCCAACUUCCUAAAUGUCUACUUGGAAAACCACGCUCCAAGAUUGAACGUCGGUGUCGCCAUAUCUGCCGAUCCCAACGGACACAUGGCCACCGAUGGCGUCAGCACGGCUAUUUUACAACGGGUUGCUGAUAAGUGUGGUUCUACUUUGCAAGUGUUUCAGAUUCGCAAUGACAGCCGCAGCGGAGGAACGAUUGGGCCUAUGACGAGCGCCCGGAUUGGAAUAAGAGCGAUUGAUGCUGGUAUUCCUCAGCUGAGUAUGCACAGCAUCCGUGCAACGACAGGGAACUUGGACCCUGGGCUGGGGGUCAAGCUGUUUAAGGGAUUCUUCGAUCAUUUUGAGGAAGUGGAUCGGGAGUUUCAAGACUUUUAA